UGGCAAAAAGAAACGAUGUAUUAACAAACGUUCUAAUGAACAGCAGCAAAUACAAAAAUGGAUUAACUGCUGUGAGUCUGUGACUCAAGAUUCUAACUAUAUUCUGGACGAAAAUGGUAUUUUUUAACCGGAUUUGCCAAGUGUCAUACACUCAUUGUGGAUUUGUGGGCACAAUUGUCUAUUGACAUGUCACAUGUGUUGUGCAACUUCUGUAAUCUGUAUGAACCAUUCAUGUGUCAAUGUGUCAUCAUCUAGCUGGCUGCCACACUUACAUGGGGGUGCAAUGUCUGAUCUGAGAUAAAUAAUCCAUUUCUGGCAGGGGGGUUUCAUAUGGAAUACAUAGUCUAAUACACAGGUGCAAACUCAAAUUUUCCCUUUAAUAAGCCCAAAAAUCUAUUCAGUCAAGUCACAUUACCUUGAGAAAUUAACACAGCUGCAAAAUAUGAAUAAAUGCUACCAUGACUUUUUAUUGACUAAACACAAUUUGUAGGGUAACAUGCACAUACAUUUUUUUAAAUUGGGAGGCUCAGAUUUUCGCCAAAUUAAUCAAGACAAUGCACUAAACAGCCAGGCUGCUAACAACAGUUACCUUGGGAUAACUGGUGGAAGAAAUUGAAACAAGUAGUAUCUAGGAUACAACUUGUCUUCUUCCUCCAUCACCCACACCUUCUGAGUUGCCAUGCCAAUAGCUAAUGAUAUAGCCGCAAAGUCAUUGUUAAAAGAUGUAUCAUCAUAGCCCUCGUGAAUCUAGGGUUUAGGUAGGCAACUAAACAAACAAAAAAAACAAUUUCCUAGAAAGAUAUGAAAACAAGUGCCACUCACGAAGUGCCAAACAUAUUUGAAUAUAAGGAUUUAUAUAUCCACUCCAAACUAUUGAGGCUCCUUUUGGUAGUCAGUCAUGCUUAGAUGAAUAAUCUAAAUAAAAAGAAUAACUUGCGUUACUAAACACUUUUACUUUCAGAAAAGUAUGCAGACUCGGCCAUUCUAGCUGGAUAACGCUUGUGAAACAAGCCAAGGAAAAACAAUAAAUACAAGUACUUGUGGAAAAUUCAAGGGGGUUGUUUACAUCAAACAGUGGGGAAAUUAUUGGCAUAAAUAUGAGAGUAACCACCCCAUCAAGCCGCCAUCAAGCCAAAGUAUACCAGUAAAUGUUAGUACUUGUGGAAAACUCAGAGGGAUUGUUCAGUUUGAACAGUGGUGAAAUCAAUGGCAUAAAUAUGAAAACCUCCAUCAUUAUGAAGCCUGAAAUCCUUCUCAGUUUGUGCUCCCAUUUUCAAUUUAAAUCCAAAGAGUUUAAUUCUUAUAUUUACUUAAAAAGGUCAGGUUUUCCACUAACUUCGGGAUGCAUAUUAGAAAACCACAACCACUGCAGAUGCCAACCGACUAGCACCAGCAACAUGAGCAACAUGCGGACAGGUCAGUUGACAUCCAAGAGGGUGCCAGAUUUAAACACCUCACAAUCAAGCAUAUUAGUCAAGAAGCUUAUCUUCAAUUUUCAUUGCUUCAACCAAACGAAGUGUUAAUAUUCACAGCACUUCCUUGUGCUCAAAUCCUUACACCAAUGGUUUCUUAUUUAUUGUAAGGGAACAGGCUCAGUUCCUUUUAUAUGUAAGGGGUAAAAGGAAAAGGGGAUGGCUGCAAAACACAGUUUUAUCUGGAUUGCCCCGCCAAGAUACAGGUCUAAUUUCCUUAACCCAUUUAGUUCUACGCAAAUCAUACCAUCAUCGGCCUACCAAGAAUUUUUAAGGUGUGCAAAUAAGAUUAUUAGCAACAAAUUGUACUCUGUAUAUCAGGAACCAGCUCAAAAAGAACAUAUAUUACUCCGUAUUAAAUUCAAAAGGGUUAUUGAACCGAAGGGCAACUUCAAAUCUCUGGCAUGCAGGGAAAGGGCAACCACCCUUAAAAACCUAUCAUUCCCUGGGCAGCCUCCAGAGAUAUCAAUAAAAUGCAUCCUCUCAGACUCAAACCCUAAUCCCAACAGUGUAAUAAGGUCAUAGUCUAUGUGAGGAUGUAGGCUCAGAUUCUUUUAUAUGAACAGGACAGGGUCCAAGGAAAAUACACCGACAUGGCUGCAAAUCUCAAUUUCAUAUUGAUUUGCCCUGCCACGAUUUGGGUUAAAUUUCCUCACCAUGAAGCUCCAAUUAAAUCUUAGCAUCAUCACAGCCUACUAACAUAUCCUGAUAAGAACAUAUACUGCACACUAUUAUUAUUGUUGUUGUUGUUACUACUACUCUUUAAGGGCUGUUGAUUUUCAAGGGCGACAUGAAAUCAUUAGCAUGCAGAGAGGGGCAACCACCCUUAGAAACCUCAACCCUCUGCAGCAUCAAAUUAUUAGAGCAUUUCUACAAAAAGCGAAGUAUAUAUUACCCUUUGGGAAUUCUUUCAGCUGGACAAACUUUUCAAUCAGCAUGAGUCUCAGAUAUGUGUUUAUAAGAUGCACAGCAUAGAAGACAACCCUUCUGGCUGCAAUCCGGGUCAAAACAGAAACAUCUCGGAAUCCCGGAUUGCCCUGCCCAAAAGGUACCAUCUUCUCCAUGCCCAAUGAAAUCCAAAAAAUGCUUCCUCACAGACCCAUACACAACUAAUCCACUUUUUUAAACGCAAUUCGAAGUUUCAUCUAGGAAACGGUGAAUGUGGUGGACUGGUGGCUAGCCAUCCUAGUGCAAAUGCAAUGAGGAGGAAGAGGAAGAAGAAGCAGAUGAAGAAGACAGUUAUAUACGAAGUACGGAGUAUUAAAUAUUUGAAAGGGUUGUUAGCUAAUGAGAAAUCAUUGGCUCACAGAGACCGGCAACCACCCUUAGAAAUCUGUAUCUCUAAUAGCCUCAUUCAUCCACAAGAUCAAAAUCUUGCAUUUCUCAAUACUGAUUCCUCUGUGACAGUGGCGGCGGCGGCGGCGGCGGGAAGAGGAUGAAUGUAAAUCCUCAUCGUCUCUGGAAUCUGCACUUUGAUUAUGUGCAAUCUUAUGAUCCCUAGCCAAUGUGGGACUUGAC
This is a messenger RNA of Cuscuta epithymum, 2990 nucleotides long. Lineage: Eukaryota; Viridiplantae; Streptophyta; Magnoliopsida; Solanales; Convolvulaceae. The record is from the annotation of a GenBank genome assembly.